Messenger RNA from Rhinocladiella mackenziei CBS 650.93, 1008 nucleotides. RefSeq lists its product as uncharacterized. Gene Ontology annotation, molecular function: epoxide hydrolase activity. The record is from RefSeq and is a predicted model, not a curated record. The coding region runs from base 1 to 1008 and encodes 335 amino acids. The transcript has a single exon. NCBI's taxonomy places the organism in Eukaryota, Fungi, Ascomycota, Eurotiomycetes, Chaetothyriales, Herpotrichiellaceae.
AUGGUGUCCCCACCCAUCGACAUUCCCUUCGUUCGCACCCCAGAUUCAAGAUUUCAGAACCUCCCUGACUUUCCAUAUCAACCUCAAUAUCUCCAAUAUGGCCACCUACGCAUGGCGUACAUCGACGAAUGGUCCCCGUCUUAUAGAGGUCUGAAAGCUGAGACUGAGACCUUCCUGCUCCUUCACGGCGAACCGACUUGGUCUUUUCUCUACCGGAAAAUGAUACCCAUCUUUCUACACCACACCACGAAAUCCCACGCACAACCACGAUGUCGCCGAGUCAUCUGUCCUGACCUUCUUGGUUUCGGCCGUAGUGACAAGCCCGUCCGAGACCAAGACUACACUUUCGGGCUCCACCGCUCCUCACUCCUGCACCUGAUUCAAUCGCUGGAUCUCACUAACAUUACACUGGUCGUUCAAGACUGGGGCGGCCUGCUCGGAUUGACAUUGCCCAUCGUUCACCCGAGCCGCUUCAAGCGGGUUCUAGCCAUGAACACCAUGCUUGCCACGGGCGGGAAACCGACACCCGGUUUCGUCGCCUGGCGUGCUUGGACCAACAAGAACCCAGAUAUGGAAGUCGGGAAGUUAUUGGGACGCUCGUGUCCGCAUCUCAGUGCCGCUGAACGACGAGCAUAUGAUGCUCCCUUCCCAGGGCGGGAAUUCAAGGCUGGAGUAAGGCGAUUUCCGAACAUGGUCAUGGUCAGUGACGGUGGGAAAGAAGGGCUUGAGUUAUCUAAGGCAAGCCUGGAGUUGUUUCGUAGUGGUGGCAUAUUUCAGAAACCAGAAGAUGUCUUUGUGGUAUGUGGGAUGAAGGAUCCGGUCUUAGGACCACCGGUCAUGGAGGAAAUGGCGCGGAUAUGGGGGAAUGGUUGCGUCUAUGUGGAAAUCCAGGAUGCGGGCCAUUUUGUGCAGGAAUGGGGAGAACAGGUGGCGAAGAUGGCAAUGGUCGUUUUUGACGGAACAGAAAUUGAGAACGUUCGCAGGAUUGUCCCUGGAGGGAGGCUUUGA